CAAUUCUAUUUCCUUCCCUAGUUCCAACCCACAACCACAAGCCACGACUCGAGAAUUCCAGUUGCAGUGAAAUGAUGCCUCUAGUUGUUUCAUUGUUCCCUUGGUGUCACCAGCACUCCCUUUUGAUCAUCUCCUUCCUCCUCCCCCUGUUCUUCUUCUUCUUGCUGCCGUUCUUCUUAGGCCAAAACAAGGUUAUGCAAUCAGAAAGGAGAAAGCUGACCUCGCUUCCCACCCCGCCGAGGCUUCCUGUGCUCGGCAACCUCCACCAGCUCGGCUCCGCUGCGCAUCGCUCCUUGCGAUCACUCUCCGAGAAGUAUGGCCCUGUGAUGCUCAUGUACUUUGGCUGCGUCCCCACCGUCAUCGUCUCCUCAGCUGAAGCAGCUCAUGAGGUCAUGAAGACGCGCGACCUCGCCUUUGCAAGCAGGCCAAAGUCGAGCAUGGCCGACAGGCUUUUAUACAAUUCCCACGAUGUCGCCUUCUCACCCUAUAGUGAGUAUUGGCGGCAGGUGAGGCGAAUUUGUGUCCUCCACCUUCUCAGCCUCAAGAGGGUGCAGUCAUUUCGCUCUGUUAGAGAAGAGGAAGUGGUGCUAAUGAUCGAUAACAUUCGCUGCGCCGCCUCCAACAUGCAACCUGUGAACCCUAGCAAGUUGAUAUCCACCUUAACCAGCGACAUAGUCUGCAGAGUAGCUUUCGGGAGGAAGUACUCUAAGGAAGAAGAUGGCGGUAAUACGUUCCGAGAAAUGCUUAGGGAGACGCUAGAAUUGCUUGGAACGUUUCCUGUGGGGGACUUCAUUCCACGGUUGCGCUGGGUUGAUUGGUUGAGAGGACUGGAUGCAAGGGUGAGAAACACCGCCAAACAAAUAGAUUGUUUCACUGAGAAAAUAAUAGAGGCCCAUCUGCAUGUUAAGAAUGAUGGAAGUGAUGAUCACAGGGACAUCUGCGACUUCAUCGAUGUUCUGCUUUCCCUCGACAAUGAUAAGAAUGACGGUUCCGGCAUUUCCCUCGGCAGGGACAGUAUCAAGGCUGUUACUUUGGAUAUGUUUGCUGGUGGCACUGACACGACAUACACCGUGAUCGAAUGGGUGAUGGCGGAGCUUGUCAGGCACCCGAAAGACAUGAAAAGAGUGCAAGAGGAAGUGAGAAAGGUAGUUGGAUUAAAAGAGAAGAUAGAAGAGGAAUUGCUAGGUGAGAUGCACUACUUGAAGGCAGUGAUUAAAGAGGUUUUAAGGUUGGACACACCAGUUCCUUUACUGGUUCCCCGGGAAUCAAUCGAAGAUACCAAGUUGCAGGGCUAUGACAUUCCAGCAGGGACUAGAGUCAUGAUCAAUGCUUGGGCAAUUGCAAGGGAUCCCAGAUCAUGGGAGAGGGCCGAGGAAUUUUGGCCUGAUAGGUUUAUGAACAGUUCCUUUGAUUUCAGAGGGCAGGACUUCCAAUUUAUACCAUUUGGUGCUGGCCGGAGAGGCUGUCCUGGCAUUGCCUUUUCGAUCCCCGUCGUCGAGCUCGCUCUCGCCAAUUUGUUGCAUCAUUUUGAUUGGGAGUUGCCUGAUGGGAUGAAAGAAGAGUCACUGGAUAUGAGUGAAUCUGCUGGAAUUACUUCACGUAAGAAAGUGAAUCUGAUUCUUGUGGCAAAACCUCGAAUUAUUUAAGUCAGUAUAAACUACUCUACUUUACAGUACUGUACUUUCUUUUGGCAGUCUGCUAGGUAUGUUUGAAGUUCUAUGUUUACGAAGACCCAUGUCGCAUUUAUGGCAAAGACUAAAUUAUUAUCUAUAAAUAUAUCUGUUGUCCACAUA
Molecule: messenger RNA, 1793 nt
Organism: Phoenix dactylifera (date palm)
Lineage: Eukaryota; Viridiplantae; Streptophyta; Magnoliopsida; Arecales; Arecaceae
Product: cytochrome P450 71A1-like
Molecular function (GO): iron ion binding; monooxygenase activity; heme binding
Source: RefSeq, a predicted model, not a curated record